AUGCAAGGCAACGACUUGGGUCAUAAGUUGGUUAAAUCGGCUGUCGUGAUUGCGAGAGGGGGAGGCAACUACAACCCGAGGGAGGGCGCGGGCUCUAAAACAGGUCGCAAGGCACGUGUUGCUUUUUUUGGGGUGGAUUUGGUUCCUGGUAUUUAUCUUCUUCCUAAGUCGUCAUGCAAGUGGUGCAUCUUCUUGCACUGA
Messenger RNA from Sungouiella intermedia, 201 nucleotides. NCBI's taxonomy places the organism in Eukaryota, Fungi, Ascomycota, Pichiomycetes, Serinales, Metschnikowiaceae. The record is from the annotation of a GenBank genome assembly.